AUGCUAUGAACAUACAAACAUCAUGGCAAACUAAAAAUAGCCCAUAUUCAUUAGUAUUCGGUCAAAACCCUUUAUGUUAUUUUUCAUUAUUGAAAGAAGUCAAAGAGCAACGUAUUAAUUAUGAAGACGAAUUACCUGAUAAUUGGUUUGAACCUUCUAAGCCUCAGGAUGCUUUUGAUCAGCAAGAAAUUGUGGAAUCACUUUUAGGAGCCACAGCUUUGAAUAUGGAGAUAACAAUUUUUUCUU
Messenger RNA from Racocetra persica, 246 nucleotides. The record is from the annotation of a GenBank genome assembly. Lineage: Eukaryota; Fungi; Glomeromycota; Glomeromycetes; Diversisporales; Gigasporaceae.